AUGCUAUCGCAAAUACGCACCAACAUCCAGUCAUGGUGGCAACAGACACCUCUACCAACAAAUACAGCACCGCCUAGCUUCCAAAAGUGGCACAUCUUUGAUCAAGACCAAUGGAUAUCAUUUGUUAGUGACGGAAAUUCUCAGCCUGACAUCAAACACCAAUUGGCAGGCUCAUUCCGACUCGUGACUUGGAACGUCAAUGCAGAUGCACUGUCCCCAAAAUCUCGUAUAUCCGCACUACUGGAGGUUAUCAAAACUACUGGAGCUGUAAACGUUAUUUUCCUGCAAGAAGUAUCAAAGGACGCGCUUACAGCACUACUCGAAGAGCCCUGGAUCCAGAAAAUUGCGCCAUCUGGAGAGCCCCCCUUACCAAGUCGGUUUGGCCGAGACGCGCUAUGCUGCGAUUUGAUCCUCAACUCUUCAAGCAAGCACAUCCCUGAUAAAAGUCCCCUUCAGAUCCGACUCAUCAAUGUCCACUUAGAUUCUUUGCCAAUAAAUCCGUCACUCAGGCCGCAUCAACUGUCCAUUUGCACAUCGUACCUGAGUACAGCUGGCCGCGGCAUCAUCGGCGGCGACUUCAAUCCUGUUCUCCCAGAAGAUGAUGGCCUUGUGUAUGCCAAUUAUCUUAUCGAUGCAUGGGAAUGCAUUCAUCCAAACGACGCCGGUCACACUUGGGGUGUAUACGGUGAACAUGUCUUCCCGCCAAACCGGUUCGACAAGGUUACUCUUUUCAACCUUACCCCUUCGGCUAUGGGUAUCCUGCGAACAAGCGAGGUGGAAUCCCAUGGCGAGAAAAUGUCAGCUGGUGGAACGAAGUUGGCUGAAAAGGUACAAUUUAGCGAUCAUUUUGGUGUUUGGUGCGAGGUCAGGUGGGAGGAAAAUCGAGCGCAGUCGGAGUGA
Molecule: messenger RNA, 900 nt
Organism: Bipolaris oryzae ATCC 44560
Lineage: Eukaryota; Fungi; Ascomycota; Dothideomycetes; Pleosporales; Pleosporaceae
Exons: 2
Coding region: 1-900 (299 amino acids)
Biological process (GO): double-strand break repair
Cellular component (GO): cytoplasm; PML body
Molecular function (GO): single-stranded DNA binding; 5'-tyrosyl-DNA phosphodiesterase activity
Source: RefSeq, a predicted model, not a curated record